Messenger RNA from Lates calcarifer (barramundi perch), 4073 nucleotides. RefSeq names its product matrix metallopeptidase 14a (membrane-inserted) (gene mmp14a). Gene Ontology annotation, biological process: skeletal system development; zymogen activation; collagen catabolic process. The transcript is spliced from 10 exons. The record is from RefSeq and is a predicted model, not a curated record. Lineage: Eukaryota; Metazoa; Chordata; Actinopteri; Centropomidae. The coding region runs from base 399 to 2090 and encodes 563 amino acids. Gene Ontology annotation, molecular function: metalloendopeptidase activity; zinc ion binding. Gene Ontology annotation, cellular component: extracellular matrix.
UUUCUCUCUCUCUCUCUGACCACGUCCACACACUCUACAGACAAUCCCACUGAAGGGAAAAGAGGCCAAACUAUGAAGCUUUAGCGAGCAGCAGCUGAGCGUUUGUCACAGCCACCUGAUGACUUUAGGGUUGUGUUGGUUGUUUUCAGCUCAGCUCUGAGGGGAGUCGCUUUUGUGCAGAGAGAGAGAGAGAGAAAAAAGUUGUCUGCUGCGCUCGAAGUGUCCAUGUGGAUACCACCAAGUUUUCUGCCACGCUUUUAAAAACAGAGCGGAGUUGCAUCGAGCCUUGUUGUGUUGAUUCUAACUUUUUUUUUACUGUCAGGACGACGGAGCUCGUGUAGAGAGUUAGUUUUCUGAACUUAUACUUUUUGGGGGGGCGGUAGUUUGCAGAUACCAGAAUGUUACCCCAGCUCCUCACCCUGGCCUGUGGUCUCUGCUGCUUUGGUUUUACCUCCGUCGCUGCAAAUGUACUACAAGCUGAGGCUUGGCUGCAGAAGUAUGGCUACCUGCCUCCAGGUGAUGUCAGAGCCCAGGCCAUCCGCUCACCAAAGACCAUCGCAACAGCGAUAAUGGCCAUGCAGAGGUUUUAUGGUUUGACUGUCACCGGCUCCAUAGACUCCAACACAUUAGAGGCGAUGAGCCGGCCACGGUGUGGCGUCCCUGACAAGUUUGGCCCGGAGCUGAAAACGAACCUGAGGAGGAAGAGAUACGCCGUGCAGGGUCUGAAGUGGGACAAGUCUGAGGUGACCUUCAGCAUACAGAACUACACCCCUAAAGUCGGAGAACGAGCCACAUAUGAAGCCAUUCGUCGGGCCUUCAAGGUGUGGGAGAGUGUGAUCCCGCUCACCUUCAAAGAGAUCCCCUACAGCCACAUCAGAGGCAAGGUCGACAAGUUCGCAGACAUCAUGCUGUCCUUCGCAGAGGGUUUCCACGGAGACAGCACGCCGUUCGACGGCGAGGGCGGCUUCCUGGCUCACGCUUACUUCCCCGGAAACGGAAUCGGGGGAGACACGCACUUUGACCUCGCUGAGCCCUGGACCACGGGGAACGUCGACCAGGGAGGUAAUGAUGUCUUCCUGGUAGCCGUCCAUGAGUUGGGUCAUGCUCUGGGUCUCGAGCACUCCAACGACCCCUCCGCCAUCAUGGCCCCCUUCUACCAGUGGUUUGACACCGAAAACUUCCAGCUCCCCGACGACGACCGCAGAGGGAUCCAGGCAAUUUAUGGAACCAAGUCCGGGGCUCCCCCUCCUCCUCCUCGCCCCACAAGGCCAUCCAACCCCGACAGACCGGAUCACGGCCCGGACAUCUGCGAGGGACACUUUGACACCAUCGCUGUCCUCAGAGGGGAAAAGUUUGUAUUUAAGGAUAAGUGGUUCUGGCGUGUGCGUAACAACAAGGUGUUGCCAGGUUACCCGAUGCCCAUUGGUCACUUCUGGAGGGGCCUGCCUUCAAACAUCAACGCUGCCUACGAGAGGGAUGAUGGGAAAUUCAUCUUCUUCAAGGGUGACAGGUACUGGGUUUUCAGUGAGUCCACCAUGGACAAGGACUCCCCCAAGAGCCUGAAAGACCUGGGUACUGGUCUGCCUAAAGACAAGCUCGACGCUGCUCUUUUCUACACACCGACAGGACAGACGUACUUCUUCAGAGGCACUAAGUACUACCGUUUCAACGAGCAGACCCGCACCGUGGACAAUGGCUACCCGAAGCCCAUCAGCAUGUGGAGCGGAGCACCAGACAACAUUAAAGCUGCCAUCAUGAGUGAAGAUGGAUCUUACACAUAUUUCUACAAAGCCAACAAGUACUGGAAGUUCAACAACCAGUACAUGAAGGUGGAGUCCGGCUACCCCAAGUCUGUGCUCAGCGACUGGAUGGGCUGUGAAAGCGAGGAGCCCAAGAAGGGUCGGGAGGAGGAGGUGAUCAUCAUCGAGGUGGACGAAUCGCAGAGCGGGGUCGGGCCGGUGGCCGUGGUGAUCCCUCUCCUGCUGCUGGUGCUGGUGGUCGUCACCCUGGGAGCGCUUUUGUUCUUCAGGAAGUACGGCACGCCCCGACGCCUCCUCUACUGCCAGAGAUCCCUCCUGGACAAGGUGUAGGCAAAAGCGAUGGGCGAUUGACAAGACUGCCGCAGAGGGACAGAAAGAGAGGGGGAGAGAGAGAACGAGGGCCGGGUGAGGAUGGAAACUGAGAGGGGGGAAGAGGUGAAAGAGGAGGCGAGAGCGACUGGAGGAAAAAGACAGAAGAAAUGGGGGAUAGAUGUGUUAAGUUUUGGGUGGUUUGUAUGUGCCACAAAAGAGGAAAGAAAAGAAAAAGGCCCUAGAAACUGAAAUCAGGAAAAUGUGUAUUUGUAUGUUAACUAUUUACAUGUACUGUUCUGUGUUCAGAGGUUAAAGAACAUACCCACAAUCUCACAUAGAGAAGGGAAAUAUACAAAGACUCAUCUUCAUCGACCUCCGUCCCGCCUCUCCUCUCUCACAUCCCAGGUAUUAAGAAAAACCAAAAACACAUCCCUCCUUCCUUCCUCUGCUUUAACUGGACGACUCCAGCUGAACUGCUGUCUGACUCAUUCGUUUCACUACCAGAAACUUUCCUUUAGAAAUCUGUGUUUUCAGUUUGGGUUUUACUCAGAAAUUCUUCACCAUUGUUACGAGUUUUUGCUCUGGAAUACAUUUACUGUCAAAUCCAUGGGGGCUUUUUUGGGGGGGGGGGAGUUUUACACAGAAAUUAAUUGUUUCAAUAUGACAUUUGCUCUUAAAUCCAGUAUUCUGGGAACGUUUUAAAGUUCAGCCAUGCAGUAUCGCCUGUACUUUGUUUGAUUUUUUUUCUACCACUAAGUAGGGCUGGGUAUCGAACCUCAGACCUCUUUAGUACUGCCAGAAACGUGUCCACAACAACAGAUAGUCUUGUCAGCUUCAUUAACUUGUUUGCUUGUUUAGCAAAUCCCAGAUUUAAAACACAUUUUGCUGACUUUAGACAGUUUAGUACUUGUACUGUUGCAGACAUUUAACAUUUGAAAACUCUGACUUCUUUUGCUCAUGCACAAAAGAAGGAUAAAUGUUCAUAUUUCCGUAUUGUUUUGGUGUUGAUACUCAGGUAUCGUAUCAGCACUAUUAUGGGACAUCUUAAAACAAUACCCAGCCCUGCCACUAAUAGGAUUCCCUGCCAUCUGCUAAACGAUGCCAAAGAUGAUCAGUUUUAGUUAUAUUUACUUCAUUUUGGGAGCUGUAAGUAUUAGUAUGGAUGAAUGCAGACUUUCGAACAAAUGCACAGGGGAUUUAGGAUUUGUUUAACCUGAAUUAAGUCCACAAAAGUCAGGCUUCACAUGAGGCUGCUGGAGAUGGAUAGAAUUGAUUUUUAUGUCUGCACACAACCACCUGCAGGCCAAACUCUUCUUUCAGUGCAAGCAGUCAGACGGAAAAAAAGUUGUUUUUUGUUUUUUUUUAAACGUGACGUUUUAUCUCACAGAUGACAGUUUUGAAACAUUCCAGUACAUUUGUUGUUGAAUACGAGCGGAGCUGCUUGUCCAAAUGCGGUACAGUUUCCAACAGUAUGGUGCAAUUUUUAAUAAUUAUCGUUGUUAUGGGAAUUUGUUGUUAUUAUAAGUAUGGUUAUUGUUAUUAUUGUUCUCCUGGUAAAGUUAUAAUGACUUUCUUCUUUUUUUCUUUUGUGUAUUGUCAUUUGGAGUCCUGCUGGACAGAGGCAUAACAUGACAAUGAUGGAAAUGAAUCCCAGUUUACAUUCAGCGUGUGGUGAAUUAGAUCAGAUCAGAGGAGGAAAUGUGAGUUCAGGGAGUUUCUGUUUGUUCUGAAACACCCGAAAUUACUCAGACGUCGGCACAGAAUAACAAGCAAUACUAUUUAUGAACUUUGACACAGAUGGUGCUCAAUGUUUUUCUUUUUUUUUUUUUUACUCAAAUCAAAAUUGAAGGUGAAUUGAUUUAGUUAAUAACAAUGAUAAUGGUAAUGAUAUUUAUAAUGAUGAUCAUAUCAAUAAAAUGGAAUGAGAUUUUUUUCCUGCCUGUUUUCACUUUUGUAUUUCAGUAGAUAAAGUGAAAUUAAACUAUUUUCUACAAACAGUCA